This is a messenger RNA of Colletotrichum graminicola M1.001, 663 nucleotides long. RefSeq names its product acetyltransferase. Lineage: Eukaryota; Fungi; Ascomycota; Sordariomycetes; Glomerellales; Glomerellaceae. The coding region runs from base 1 to 663 and encodes 220 amino acids. The transcript has 3 exons. The record is from RefSeq and is a predicted model, not a curated record. Gene Ontology annotation, molecular function: acetyltransferase activity.
AUGUUGACCAACAUUGACGAAGGAGUGAAUCUCGCUCGGAUGCAAAGAAGCGAGCUCUAUUACGCCUUCACACCCCAGCUCGUUGCAGCACGUCGCCGUUGUGGUCAAGCCGUUGACAGGCUCAACUGUGCUGGCAACUUGACCCGUAGAGAAAUAGCUGAGCACUGGAAAAACAUCACAAACAGCAAUCAACCUCUCCCGCCUACUGGGGCAACCGAAGAGGGAGAUGACGCCGUUUUGCAUGAGUACCCAUGGAUAGAGCGUCCAAUCAAAAUCGACUACGGGUACAACGUCAAAGUAGGCAGCAAUGUGUUCAUCAACUUUAACUGCACGUUCAUCGACACCUUUAUCAUUUCCAUUGGCGAUCGAGCUCUUGUGGGGCCCAAUGUAUCAUUACUAAGCGGCACACAUCCUCUUGACGGGCAUGUUCGAAAUGGCACCAGUGGCCCAGAGUUGGGUAAACCUAUCUCAGUAGGUGAAGACUGUUGGCUGGCGGCAGGUGUUACCGUCCUCCCGGCUGUGACAAUUGGCAAAGGAUGUACCGUCGGGGCGAGUAGUGUCGUCACAAAAGACGUUCCUGAUUAUCAUGUGGUGGCAGGUAACCCUGCCAGAAUCAUAAGGAAGCUUGAACCCCCACCAGCCACUGCUACAAAGACAGCUUGA